Molecule: messenger RNA, 318 nt
Organism: Gryllus bimaculatus (two-spotted cricket)
Lineage: Eukaryota; Metazoa; Arthropoda; Insecta; Orthoptera; Gryllidae
Source: the annotation of a GenBank genome assembly
AUGAGACCGCAACCCGUCGUCAAGGCAACAAGGGUGCUAGCGCUGAAGGACGUCUCGGAGCAUCUACAGCUGCUGUGCGCAGGCGUGUGCGCGUCUGCGCUGGCCUUGUGCGCAGAGCUGUGGCGCUUCCACCGCGCGCGGUCGACGCGCGCGCGCGCAGCUCAGCACCAUCUGCGCUGGGUGGCGCUAAGUGUGUGCGCACAUACGCAAAUGUGCUUCGUGCCAUCACCGCCACAGCCGUUUGCAAGGGCUCUGGCUCCAUCACGGCUUAAAAGAGCGUACCAACUAGAGAGGUGCGUACGCGGAGAUGCUACCUGA